Saccoglossus kowalevskii is the source of this 1251-nucleotide messenger RNA. Its product is annotated as regulator of G protein signaling 9-binding protein-like. Lineage: Eukaryota; Metazoa; Hemichordata; Enteropneusta; Harrimaniidae. Gene Ontology annotation, cellular component: membrane. The record is from RefSeq and is a predicted model, not a curated record.
AUGCAUUUAACGAUUUUCCCCGAGAGAAUGCUUGUCAGAGAAUUCAACAGUGCCACUGCGUAUUAUCGGAAUUUGAUUAUUACACUUGGUGGGUCACAUGACUCUGAAUCUUUACGUGAUGAAAUCAGGAAAGUGCGGCGGAAAGCUCACGAUCUUGCCAAACACAAUAAAUACAGACUUAUGCCACAUCUCAGGAAUGACUUUUCAGUUAAGACUGACAGAAAAGACUACGAGAGACUUUGGAACGCUUUUACCUCUUGUCUUGAAGUUUUUGAAAAUCAAAUGAGGAAAUCUUUAGAACUAGAAAGAACAUUCCCGAUACAUGCCGGACCUCAUGUAUUUAUAAAUACUGGUAUAGUGGAACCAAUGCCUUUAGAGCUUAGUCCGCUGAGUGUUGAACAUUUAGAUGUGCCAAGUAUCGAUAAAAGAGUGCUAGAAAGAGAGGAAUUAAAAUUACUUGAAAGAGAUUUAAAUGACUUGAGAGAAAUGUUAUUAGAAAUGCAUCGAAGUAUAGACAUCAAGCCAUGGACAAUUGAAGCGGUUCAUGAUAGUAAAGUAGACAUAAAUAAAUCUCAGUCUUCAAUGAGUGAAGUGGAAUCAUCAGCUGACGUAUCACAUGUUACUUUUACUGCCUAUCAUAAUGACACUGAUAAGACACAUCAUAAAAAGACCAGCGAGAAAAUAGUUGUGUUUCGGGGACCUGGAUGUUGUAAAUACGGCAAAACAGAGUGGAGAAACCAAGUAUUGGAAAUACCUCCUGUGCUACUGAGUGGACUGAGGGGAGCCCAUUUUAUUGACAUCAAGUACUUGGUUGAGUUUAAGGCUGUUGUGCCACUCGCACCGUUUGACCUGCAAGUGAAAUUACCAAUUACAAUCGGUUCAGUACCUUUGCAACAAAUUCACGCACAACUUGAUCAAAGAGCAGCAUCACUUGGUCCAGGGUGUGCAACACCUGAGCUUUCAGCUCAACAAGAUGAUGUACCAGUUCCUAACAUACCGCCGCCAACUUAUGAACAAGUGUGUGGUGGUGGUCAGGUAAAUGAUGCCGAAGACAACAAGUUAUAAUGACUUCAUGUAUGGAGAGUUUGACUUUGUCCCAUGAUAUACUUUUUACAACUUGGAUGUACAAGAAUAAACAACUCGAAAAGAAAUGCUUUUUUCUAUUUGUAUAAAACACUAUAUAUUAGUUAGAAAAUUUCACAACUUCAGCUAGAAAAGGAACAGUAAUAUAAUUUCUAGUCUGAAUAAUUU